Molecule: messenger RNA, 2493 nt
Organism: Orcinus orca (killer whale)
Lineage: Eukaryota; Metazoa; Chordata; Mammalia; Artiodactyla; Delphinidae
Gene: C17H8orf34
Product: chromosome 17 C8orf34 homolog
Source: RefSeq, a predicted model, not a curated record
AGAGCGGGCACCCACCGUCGGCGCGGACACGCACGCACACGCACGCUCCCCGCGAGUUCGAGCCCCGCGGCCCCGGCCCGCCCGAGGGCGCCCCCCUGCGCCGUUCUAGGCAGAGCCGCGCCUCCCGGCUCGCCUCCCGCCCCCUGAUUCCCGCCGCUGCAGCCCAGAGAGACAGGAACCUGGAACCUCUGCUCCAGGUUCCCCCGCGCGGGCGCGGCGGAGAGCCGUGGGGCUCGGGGAGGAGGAGAGCGCGAUGAAUGAGUGCUCCCUUCGCCUCCGAGUUGUCUGAGUUGGCGGCGCCGCGCCCCGGCUUCCGGCUCUCGGCGCCCCACGCGCUCGCGGCUCCAGCGGCUGCAGCCCACGUCCGCGCCGGGAGCCGAGCUCGCCGCGCCCGCCGCGCCGCGCCGGGGGAGCCCGGGCUCCCGAGCUCCUGUCCCGGCCCCGGGCCAGGGGAAAGCAGGGUGUCCCCGGGCAGAGGCGCACGGCCGCGCGGUCUCCCGCACUCUCCGCGGCCCAUCGGUCUCUCCAUGGCCUCUCAUCAGCAAUCCCGGAUCCAGGCUUACCUGGAGAAGAACAAGAUCGGUCCCCUGUUUGAGGAAUUAAUGACCAAGUUAAUUACUGAGACACCUGACCAGCCAAUCCCAUUUCUCAUUGACCAUCUUCAGUCUAAACAAGAAAACCGUGGACACCUUCAGAGAACUUUAUCUGGAUCUGCAGCUCUCUGGGCAGAAAGUGAAACAUUAGAACAUAAAGGAACAAGAAAAGAAUUCAGAAACUAUGAUAAACCCUGGCAGUUAAAUGCAAAGAAGCCUAAAAAGUCAAAAAGCGACCUUGCCGUGUCUAGUAUUUCUCCACCAUCACCAGAAUCAAAAUCAUUGCCAAGGUCAGUAGAUCAUCCUAAGUGGAACUGGAGGACUAAACCAGAAAGCCGUGAUUUUGAUGAAUUGAACCACAUCCUUCAAGAGAGCAAGAAACUGGGAAAAGCCCUUGAGAAUCUCUCUCGAAGUAUUGCAAUUUCAGAGGAACUCGAUAAGGAAACGGUGGCGUUUAAUUCUUCUCUUCUGAGACCCCGUGUAAUUGGAGAGUGGAUUGGUCGAGAAGAGAAUGACGCUGAUCCACUGGCUGCUGAAAUGCUACAGCCCCCAAUUCCAAGAAGUAAAAAUGAACAAUGGGAAAAUGAAGAUAAUAGCUCUAGCCCUGCAGGAAGCUUAAAGGUGGAGCCCAAGACUAAAGGAUUAAAACAGCAGCAACAGCAGCAUAAGAAACUUCUGGCAGCAAUGCUCUCUCAAGAUUCUUUUGAGUCUGUCCAUAGCCCCACCCCAUCGGUAACAGAAGAAGAUAUUGAUAAUGAAGAUGAUGCAAUGGAAUUGCUGGAGGAUCUUGAUGAUUUAAGAAUGGAGGGAGUAACUACCCUGGUACCUUCUGGGAACAAAUUUAACCAAGGUCGAGCUACUCACUCUGCUGAACCUCAGGCCAAAGUCACACUGAACAUCUGUUCAAGGUGUGCCAGGCUUCAAGGAGACAACCUGGUGGAAAGGACAGAAGAGACCUCGCAAACACUUCAUUCUCCAGAUGAAAUAAUCCCAGAUUUUUUGGAUUCUUUAGCUGGAACUGAAGAAGCACUGAUGGAAGAGGGUGAAGAAUUUGAGAAAGCAUCUAGAUUAACAGGACCUGGAGAAGCCUCCAGUGGAGGACAGUCAUUGAAAAACUACAUGGAAGAAGAUGACUCUUUAAAGCAAUUGCAGGUGGUUCAUCAACCGUGGAUCCUGCCAAGUGACACAGAAAGUGAAGGAGUGGAAGCAGAACAAGAGAAACGUUCUGCUGAUCUUCUUCUUUGUGUUCCAUGCUCUUCUUGUCCUGCACUCGUCUACUCUGACCAUUUCUUGGAGACAGUCACCCUACUAACUGCCACAUCGACCUCGGGAAUCAGAUCCACCAGGAUGUCAGAGUGCAUAUUGCUGAAAAUGCUACCACUGGACACGAAUUAAGGUGGACAGAUUUUAAUCAGUGAUGACCUGUUGCAAUAGAGAAGAGAGUUCAGCAUGAACUGAACUCAACUUCGAUUUGUACAGAGGUGACUGGAUGUUUUAAAGGGAGUGAGGGAAUAGGUAUGAGGGAUUGCCACUACUCGAGCCAGGUCAAGGGAAUGGAAAUUUGUAAAAAGCAGGAAGGGGGGGUUGAUCCAUGUGAAAGUCCUCUGGGUUUGCUAACUGGCACUUAUGGAAGUUUGACUUCUAUCCUCCCUCAGAGACUGGACAACAGGGGCUCGAUCUUCAAGUGUCAGCUGGAACAAACAGUAAAUUCUUUUGACAACCUUGUGCUUUCCCAGAUAGGAAUUUAGGAGGUCAUUCUCUGGAUGCUGCCUUGACUUAGAAACUAGGUUUGUGUUUGUUCAAGUCUUUUAAUGUGGGGGUAGGAUGAGGUGGAUAAAAUCAGUUGUACUGAGAGUCUGCAGUUUUUAUCGGCCAAGGUUGAGGCCUGGUCAAGAAGAGU